CACCUACCUGUGGUUGUUCAGGUUCAUCGGUUGGGACCUCGGGAACCAGUGUGGUAGAUAGAGGGCUUUGUUGUUUUCUGAAAUUAUUUAUUCCGGAAGGUUAAGGACAUUUGUAAACAAGUAAAAUGGCUACUACCAGGCGAGAACAGGUUAUGGUGGGUGAGCUUCCUGAGGACUUUCUCUCUAUAGGAGGAGGGGGAGGUGGUGGACCAUCCCCAAUGCAGGGAUCUCAACAGAUCAGCAACGAUGAACAGACAGCUAGAAUGCUUCAGUAUGAGCAGAGUGUUGGUGGGCAGGGUUUUCAACAGGCUACAAUUGGGCGUCUUAGUAUUACUGUUGCACAGGCAAAGCUUGCAAAGAAUUACGGAAUGACGAGAAUGGACCCUUACUGCCGUAUCCGUGUUGGACAUGCAGUGUUUGAAACACCAACCGACAGCAAUGGGUCAAAAAAUCCAAGGUGGAAUAAGGUUAUUCAGUGUAACUUGCCAACAGGAGUUAAUACAUUUUAUUUAGAAAUAUUUGAUGAGAAAUCGUUUACGACUGACAACCGUAUCGCUUGGGCACAUGUCACUAUCCCGCAAUCUGUACUAAAUGGGGAAACCAAAGAAGAGUGGUACUCACUGAGUGGGAAACAAGGGAACGACAAGGAGGGCAUGAUAAACGUAGUGUUAUCCUACUCGCAAGUGGCAGCUUCUCCUUGGAUGAUGCAACAGCAAUUCCCUGCCCCUCAAGUGAUGGUCUUGCCCUCUGCCUAUGCCUACCCAGGUGUUGGUGCCCCAAUGGCAGUAUAUCCUCCAAUGCAUCCCCCAGUUGUGCAGGGACCAGUAAUGCAUCAACAGCAGCCCCCAGCCAUCACGCAAGAAGACCUCAACAGCAUCCAAGAAAUGUUCCCAGACACGGACCAGGAGGUCAUCCGCUCAGUCCUGGAAGCAAACCGAGGGAACCGCGAGGCAGCAGUCACCAGCCUGCUCAGUAUGCAAUAGAAAUAUUUUAUCAGAUUAAAAACGUGUAUUGUAUAAUAUUUUUUUUUGUGAUCCUAUAUUAUAUGAUUUCUCAUUUUAAAACAGCAAAACCAGAAUUUUCUUUAAUGAUAUUACCCUUAAUUGACAUUUUGAAUAAUGGGGUUUACUUUCUAUGCUGGAAAUUUAUGUACAGGACACGGUCAGCUGUAUGUCAAAGUAAAAUGUAAUGAUUUUGACUAAAAAUUUUGGACAAAAAUCUUUCCUGUUUUUGUGUAUAUAUAUAGGGGUGUGUGUUUAUGGGGUAUGCCUGCCUGUGUGUAUGUGGAUGUGUCUCCCUAUGUGUCAGAUAAGCCUCAAGUAUUCCUUGUAUUUGAAUGUACAAAUUCAGAAUGAUUACAUUAGAAACUCGUUGUUAUUAAAUAUUAUUUCAUUUUUGGUAAUUAAAUUGUCUUUACACAAUGUCAAAUUUUUCUAAAUUGUUAUUGGUUAAUUAAUGAAUUAAUUAAUUAUGAAUCAUGGAGUUGCUACUUGUUAAUGUACUUACAAUCCUAUCUUGAUUCUUGAAAAUUAUGUAAUUUGAAAAAAAAAUAAUAAUUAGGAAAAUGAUUAUAUGAUUGAUUUAUGUUUAUUAUCAAAUACCAUUUUUUUCAAAGGAAAUAUUAAAAAAAAAAAUUUAUUUAUUCACCUACAAAACGGCAGCCGAAGGUGAAUACUAGUAUAUGAAAUACCUGAGCCCAAAUUUUUAAUAUAUUUGAAUUAUAGUUAUUAUGAUUAUAUUUGAUUUAUAAAUCAAAAUUGACUGAAUAAUUAAAAUGUGUGCCUAAUGGUUUGCUUAAAUGUAAACUGGUAUUCAUUUUACCAUAUACAGUUAAAAUUUGUUGACUUUGCCUAAUCCGAAUAAUUUCUAAGUCAAUCUUAGUUUACAUGCCAAAUUGUUAUUUUUCCUACUAAUAACGAUCUGUCAAAUUUUAUUUAAGUCGAACAAUUUUUCAAUGCCAACCAAUUUGGAUUCAAAUUAGGCAAGUUCAACUGUAGUUAUAAUAUUGUUAAAAGUUUAUAUACAUUGCAGUUUAGUUUUUCAGUCUACAUCGUUUUCUUGUAUAAAUAAUUAUAACAAAUAAUUAUCAGACAGUAAUGGAUUUAUUAUUAUUAUUAAUUAAUAAUGAUAAUUAUUGUUAUUAAAUUAUCAUUAUUUCAUUUUCAUAUCUUAGAAACAUGAUGAAAUUGUUUUGAGCUUACUGUUAUUUGUGCUUUUCAUAGUUUUACUAUCAUUCUUUUCGAUGUUAUUAUAAUUGCUAUAAUUAUUAUUGUUAAUUAAUAAGUAGUAAUACAAUUAUGAUAAACAUGAAGUAAUUGAUAAUAUAAGUACAUACAAAUCUUUUUUGUUUCAAACUUAUUACAAAGCAUAUUGUUAUGAUUACUGAUACAAAUGGCUUCUCAUAAAAAAAUUCCAAGCAAGCAUUGGUAGCUAUUAAAAGUGUUCAGAAUUAAAGUUCUCAAUUCACAAUUAGCUGUGAAGCAUUGUGUAGUGACAAUAAUUGUAGUGUAUGCAUAAAUAAACUGGAGUCAUCUAAUUGCCAUGUGUAGUUAAUCCAUGUCAUAUAAUCCAUUUAAUCCAGGGUUGAUCUUGCCCUUUAUCUCUUAUGUGGAUAAUGCUUAAAUUGUUGAUCAACACAAUCAAUCUUGAGUACACAAAGCCUUAAAGAUAUCAGAAUAGUUUGAAUCACAGUGUGCAAAACUUGCGGGUUAAUCAUAAAACUUUAUGGCUACUGCACUGUAAAUUGCGGGCAAGCCUGCUAAGGACAUUAUUAUAGAUAAGAUGCAGAUGAAGUAAAGUUUAAAAUUAUUUAUGAGGUUUUUGUGAGACAAGAUUUUGCUUGUGAAAAUUGUAUUGGAAAUGAGUUGUUAGAAGUAGUAAGUGGAUAAGUGUUGAUAUAAUUGUAUAGGAAUGAUACCAAAUUGCAUUCAUUUUUAUUUGACAACUAUCUGUGCAUAAUAAAGUUAAAUUUCAUUCAAA
Messenger RNA from Anneissia japonica, 2979 nucleotides. RefSeq names its product toll-interacting protein-like. The record is from RefSeq and is a predicted model, not a curated record. Lineage: Eukaryota; Metazoa; Echinodermata; Crinoidea; Comatulida; Comatulidae. Bases 126 to 983 code for a protein of 285 amino acids. Gene Ontology annotation, cellular component: cytoplasm. Gene Ontology annotation, molecular function: ubiquitin binding; ubiquitin conjugating enzyme binding. Gene Ontology annotation, biological process: ubiquitin-dependent protein catabolic process. The transcript has 6 exons.